AUGCCCAAGUUCUACGACUCCAUUCCAGACGAUCUGCGAAACUGGGCUCUACGUCAAAGCGUUUUCUUCGUGGCUUCCGCUCCUCUGCGUGGCCGACAUGUUAACCUAUCACCAAAGGGCUUACCGGAUUCUUGCCUUGCGAUACUCAGUCCAAACCAGGUAGCGUAUAUCGAUUCAACCGGGUCUGGCUGCGAAACGAUCUCCCACGUGCGCGAAAAUGGUCGCGUUACUGUGAUGUUCUGCUCGUUUGAUACGUCUCCUCGUAUCUUGCGACUGUUCUGUACCGGUUCGGUUAUCGAGUGGGAUCAGCCCGAGUUCCUAAGAUAUUCACAGCGCAUGGGAAAAUCCCAGGUUGUGGGAGCGCGUGCUAUUAUCAAUCUUGAUGUUUUCAAGGUUAGCAUUGGUCUCUGA
Molecule: messenger RNA, 411 nt
Organism: Penicillium lagena
Lineage: Eukaryota; Fungi; Ascomycota; Eurotiomycetes; Eurotiales; Aspergillaceae
Product: pyridoxamine 5'-phosphate oxidase family protein
Exons: 1
Coding region: 1-411 (136 amino acids)
Source: RefSeq, a predicted model, not a curated record